Mus caroli (Ryukyu mouse) is the source of this 2785-nucleotide messenger RNA. The record is from RefSeq and is a predicted model, not a curated record. Lineage: Eukaryota; Metazoa; Chordata; Mammalia; Rodentia; Muridae.
AGAGUUCCCCUGGCGGCCCUCGGCUCCAGCAAGGACUUUGGGCCUUUUCUUGUGUCCUGUUUGUUAAAGGCAUGCGGGCUACAGCAUUAAAGAGGGCUAGUCCUUAACAAAGGGAAAGAGAUAAAUGUAAAUAAGCUCACAUUUUCAGAAUGAGCGGUUUGCAGUAAGGAGCUGCGGCAGCCCAGAGUCUGCUCUUUUUGGGCUGGGCUAACCUUUCCCUGUUUUUUUGUUUUUUGUUUUGUUUUGUUUUUUUUUUUUUUAUGGAUAAAAAUAUGCGCUUCCAAAGUGCGAGUUGCCAGUUUACAAGUUUAUUAGCUAACUAUCUACAGGCAUGAGCACAUUCUCUCAUCUAGCACACUCUUUCUUGGGCACUCAAUUGAGGAACACUCUGAUCGUCUGCCUCCAGAAAAUUCAUUGAUUAUCCAAGUCUCAGAUAAAUCUGGUGCCAGAGUUUGGUUUGAACUAACUAAUGAAGAAAGCAUUCUCUACUGGUCCUCAGUCUCAAGAGUGGUGAACCCCUGCACCUAGCAGGCUCUCUGGGAAAAAAAAAAAUCCAUGGGUGACAGAAGAUUUAUUGACUUCCAAUUCCAAGAUUUAAAUUCAAGUCUCAGACCCAGGUUGGGAAAUGCAACUGCCAAUAAUACUUGCAUUGUUGAUGAUUCCUUCAAGUAUAAUUUGAAUGGUGCUGUCUAUAGUGUUGUAUUCAUCUUGGGUCUAAUAACCAACAGUGCCUCCCUGUUUGUCUUCUGCUUCCGCAUGAAAAUGAGAAGUGAGACCGCUAUUUUCAUCACCAACCUGGCCCUCUCUGAUUUGCUUUUUGUUUGUACCCUACCUUUCAAAAUAUUUUACAACUUUAAUCGCCACUGGCCUUUUGGUGACACCCUCUGUAAGAUCUCAGGGACUGCGUUCCUCACCAACAUCUACGGGAGCAUGCUCUUCCUCACCUGCAUCAGUGUNGAUCGUUUCCUAGCCAUUGUCUAUCCCUUCCGAUCUCGUACCAUCAGGACCAGGAGGAAUUCCGCCAUUGUGUGCGCUGGAGUCUGGAUCCUAGUCCUCAGUGGUGGUAUUUCAGCUUCUUUGUUCUCCACCACUAAUGUCAACAAUGCGACCACCACUUGCUUUGAAGGCUUCUCCAAACGUGUCUGGAAGACAUACCUGUCCAAGAUCACUAUAUUCAUUGAAGUUGUUGGAUUCAUCAUUCCUCUGAUAUUGAAUGUUUCUUGUUCUUCUGUGGUGCUUAGAACCCUCCGCAAGCCAGCAACAUUGUCUCAGAUUGGGACCAAUAAGAAAAAAGUGUUGAAGAUGAUCACAGUGCAUAUGGCAGUGUUUGUGGUAUGCUUUGUACCAUACAACUCUGUUCUCUUUUUAUAUGCCUUGGUACGCUCCCAAGCCAUUACUAAUUGCUUAUUGGAAAGGUUUGCAAAGAUCAUGUACCCAAUUACCUUGUGCCUUGCAACUCUGAAUUGUUGCUUUGAUCCUUUUAUCUAUUACUUCACUCUUGAAUCCUUUCAGAAGUCCUUUUAUAUCAAUACACAUAUAAGGAUGGAGUCACUGUUUAAGACUGAGACACCUCUGACCCCCAAACCUUCCCUUCCAGCUAUCCAAGAGGAAGUUAGUGAUCAAACAACAAAUAAUGGUGGUGAAUUAAUGCUGGAAUCCACCUUCUAGGUACCAGAAUUGUCUUUCAGGUUCAGCUACAGUGUCUCUUAUGAUUUUUUUCCUAUGCUAUAAAUAAGAGAAACAAAUUGAAGCUAAUGAUACUGAGAAUAGAUUAAUGUACCAAAUGCAGUCAGAUACAUUUGUUUGAACACUAUUGUACAUAUUCUGUUUUGUUCAGUAAUUAUAGGUCAAGUCUAAUUACACAACCAAAACAGAACAGCUUCUUCUGUUCAGUUGACUUUUCAUUACCUAAAUGACCAGUGGUCUUGAUUUUUAGUGACGUGAGGGUUAUUUUAAAACUUAAAAAAAGGCAUUCCAGUAAUUUUGGUAAUUGGGUUGGGCCUAUAAAUAUAGAACAAAUUCAGGGAUUAUUUAAAAAUAUCUGUGUUACUACUGAUAUAUGCUAGUAUUUUUUCCUUUUUUGAAUUAUCAUUGAAUUUAUUUAAAAAAAAAAAAGAACUAUUUUUACCUAAUCUUAAUAAGACAUGCUGAGAAAGAGAAAUGUGUUGAAUUUUAAAGGAUUGGCAAAUUUUACCUAGAUUUUAAAAACCUAAAUGAAGUGUUUGAAUGAAUAUGGGUGGGAAAUUUGGAAUUUAGACAACAUUUACNCAUUUAUAAUAACCACAAUUAGUGUCAGCUUUUAAAACUUUCUUUUUAAAAUAUUUCUAGAAUUUUCAUAUGAAAUUGUUAAUCCUGAAAGGUGCUACUUAUGUGCCUGGCAGGUAUAAAAUGGAAAACUCAUAAAAUUAACAAUGUCAAUUAAAAAAAAACUUUAAGCAACACUAUAUUAUUUCUUAAGAUUUUCAUUUAUCCUUGAUGGGGGUGGGGAUUGGCUUGUAGAAAAUAUUUAUUCUUCAUGUUAAAUGUUGGGGACACAUUACAGCCAGAGAGCUACAGUAUUUGUGCCCAGGUCAGGAGUAAAUUGAAAAAGUAAGUGAAUAGAAUAGUAGCAGCAAGAUAUCUUAGAGCUUAUAUUAGUAGUUUUUAAGGUGGUAGUUAGAUAGCUGUAACUUUGAAAUCCAUACUCUCUUCUGUACAUUUUGGAGCACAUUGUAGCCAAGGCGCUGCUGAAUUUGUGCUCAGGUCGGGAGCAUAUUGAAAAAGAUGUGUACAUAAAAAAAAAAAA